Messenger RNA from Eutrema salsugineum, 1453 nucleotides. Its product is annotated as ectonucleotide pyrophosphatase/phosphodiesterase family member 3. Bases 17 to 1372 code for a protein of 451 amino acids. The transcript has a single exon. Gene Ontology annotation, cellular component: vacuole. NCBI's taxonomy places the organism in Eukaryota, Viridiplantae, Streptophyta, Magnoliopsida, Brassicales, Brassicaceae. The record is from RefSeq and is a predicted model, not a curated record.
ACAAACGUUCUUUCCAAUGGCAAAAACCAAACAUCUUCUGUCUCCCAAACUCUCUCUCACCUUUCUUAGUCUUCUCAUUGUAGCCGCCACCUUGGCCGCAGCCGCCGCUACAAAGGGUGUGGAUUCUCCUUCGUCCAAAACCGGGCGUCCUCGGCCCUUCAAGAAGCUCAACAAACCGGUGGUUCUAAUGAUUUCUUGCGACGGAUUCCGGUUCGGUUACCAAUUUAAAACCGACACACCUAACAUCGACCUUCUCAUCUCCGGAGGAACCGAAGCCAAAUCCGGUUUAAUCCCGGUUUUCCCCUCGAUGACAUUCCCAAAUCACUACUCUAUCGCAACCGGACUCUACCCGGCUUACCACGGUAUAAUCAUGAACAAAUUUACCGAUCCAAUAACCGGGGAAGUGUUCAACAAAGGCCUAGACCAGAAAUGGUGGUUAGGUGAGCCAUUGUGGGUAACCGCAGCAAACCAAGGUCGCAAGGCUGUGACUUUAUUUUGGCCAGGCUCUGAAGUUCCCAAAGGUUCUUGGACUUGCCCUAAAGGAUUGUGUCCACAUUACAAUUCUUCUGUCACUUUCGAAGAAAGGGUCGAUACGAUCUUGAGCUAUUUCGAUCUUCCCGGGAGCGAAAUACCAGAUUUCUUGAUGCUAUACUUCGAUCAACCGGACAAAGAGGGCCAUGAGUAUGGCCCCGAUGAUCCUCGGGUUACAUCUGCGGUCUCAAAGGUCGAUAAAAUGAUCGGUAGGGUCAUUCAGGGUCUGAAGAAGAGGAAGAUCUUCGAUGAGGUCCAUGUGAUAUUGCUUGGUGAUCACGGAAUGGUGGCCAAUUGUGAUAAGAAAACAAUUUACAUUGAUGACUUAGCAGAUUCGAUAAAGAUACCUGCGGAUUGGAUCGACGCUUAUAGUCCGGUGCUAGCAAUGAAUCCACGGUGGGGCAAAGAUGUCAAGAAUCCAGGUGAGAAGAACGCAGAAGUCGUGGCCAAGAUGAACAAAGCUUUGAGCUCAGGGAAAGUAGAGAACGGAGAGUUUUUGCAGGUUUACUUGAAGGAGAAGUUACCGAAAAGGUUGCAUUAUUCCGAGAGUUCCCGGAUUCCGCCGAUUGUAGGAAUGGUCGGAGAAGGUCUCAUAGUUAGACAGAACAGAACAGACGCUCACGAAUGUUACGGAGAUCAUGGAUACGACAAUAAAUACUUCUCCAUGAGAUCUAUCUUUAUAGGACAUGGUCCUAGGUUUAGGAGGGGAAAGAAAGUGCCGUCGUUCGAGAAUGUUCAGAUCUACAAUGUAGUUGCAGAGAUUCUCGGCCUCCGACCAGCUCCGAACAAUGGUUCUUCUCUGUUCACGAGAAACAUUCUCUCGCCCUUUAAAGAAACAUGAGAAGUACAAUGAAUCAAGGAAGCUAAAAAGCUCUUAGUCGCAUGCAUUCAUGAAUAAUAAAUGAUAAUUGUGUUCUUUUAA